Lucilia cuprina (Australian sheep blowfly) is the source of this 12146-nucleotide messenger RNA. RefSeq names its product probable histone-lysine N-methyltransferase CG1716 (gene Set2). The record is from RefSeq and is a predicted model, not a curated record. Gene Ontology annotation, biological process: regulation of DNA-templated transcription. Gene Ontology annotation, cellular component: nucleus; chromosome. The transcript has 4 exons. Lineage: Eukaryota; Metazoa; Arthropoda; Insecta; Diptera; Calliphoridae. The coding region runs from base 300 to 11918 and encodes 3872 amino acids. Gene Ontology annotation, molecular function: histone H3K36 methyltransferase activity; protein binding.
AAAAAUUAAACAGCUGUUCGAAAAAUUCAAGCACGAGAAGAAAAAAUUGUUUAUCUGUGAAAAUUCACUCAAAUUAGAAAUAAAAUUAAAAAUAAAUGUAUUAAAAGUAUAGAAAACCUAUAAUUGUAUAACUAAAAACAUGUAGCAAGUGAUAAAGUGAAAGAAAUCAAUAAAUUUACAAUGAAAAUAAUUUGAAUAUUCUUGAAAAUAGAACUAUAAAAUUUUAGAUUCAAUAAAGGUGUCAUACAAAAGAUAACUUGCAGCAAAAGUGCAUUAAUUAAAUAUUUUAACACCCGAAAAUGGAUGGAAAUGGUAAUCAGCGGAAACGUGGUGGACGUUUGGCUAAAAAUUCCAAUAACAAUGAACCGCAGUCGCCUGCAGCAACUGCAGAACUUAAUGAGGUCAUGGAGGUGUCGGCCGUAGCCAUAUCCCCGACCUUAGAGGAGGCCGAAACUACCACCAGUGCACCAGCCUCAGAGUGUAGACGUAGUUCACGUAAGAAAAUUAUUAAAUUUGAUGUACGCGACUUACUAAAUAAGAAUCGUAAGACACACAAAAUACAAAUCGAAGCUAGAAUUGACUCUAACGCUCCCACCACCUCUAAAGCUAACACAGCGGGUGGUAAUGAGGUAGGCAAUUCAAAAGCCGCCACCAAUGUAAGAGAAGAUUUGCUUUCAAAGCAAAAAACAUUUUUGGAAAAAUCUGCCAUUUUCAGACGUUACUCUAUAUCGCAGGAACACAAACCACCACCUCCUCCCUUACCCAUACCCCCUUUACUGGGUAAGACUAACGACAAUAAAGAUGCUUCGUUUUCAGCAAGCUCUAGCUCUCGUCGUUUAAGUCGUACCCAAGAAUUUUUCAGUAACGUAAUGAUAAAACCUAAACAAACUACUAGUCUUAUUGUGGCACAGAUAGAGAGCAGUACACCCAGCACUACAACGUCUACAGCAAAACGUAAAAGUCUUAAUAAAUUACUAGAACUUGAAACUAAAGCUGGGGCUACUAAUGAUGCAGAAAUUUCACCCACGGGUCAAUUAAAGAAAAGGGGUAGACCGCCUAAAUUUAAGACACAAACUUCUUCAGAUGCAGUAGUCAGUACUGCCGCCCAAGAGGAUGUGCCUAAGAAAAAAAUAACCCCAGAAAAGGCUAAAAAUUGGAAGGAGUAUAAAGCCUGUUUGGCCCAACAAUCUGGCAGCCAGCAGGAAGAUCUAGAAGAAUUCAAGUCUCUAAAGGAAAGUGCACAAUCAACACCUUUAAAAUGGAAACAAAGUGAAAACGUAUCUAACAUGGCAUUAACCUUAGAGGACACACAACAAUCUGAUAUUUCUAAAUCCGAAGAUGAUGAUGGUAGCUUUAGUGGCUUCAAAACCAGUAAAGAAGAUUUAAGCUGUGAUUCGCCGGCUAUAGGAAAUGAUUUGAAAGAAAAGCUGUUUACAGUCGAAGCUUUAACAGAAUCUAAGGGCAAACUAAAAAUGUUAAAGUCCAAAACGUCUUUAAAAACUGAAGCUUUGUCAGAAAAACCAGUAGUAGAAUUAGACAUAAAAGUUUCAAAAGAAGAAACGUCAAGUAGUGAACAACUCGCUUCAGAAGAGAAAGUUACUAAAGACAUUAAUUCUCUUAAAGAUAGUUCUUUAACAGCAAAACCUGAAACGAUAUCAAUAGAAUCUGAAGAUGAUGGAAAAGAAAAACAAACUAUUACACUAAAGCAAGAUGAAAUAAUUGAAACUAAUAUAGCAAAUUUGUUGCAGGAUGAUAAAAAUGUCAAAGAUUCUCUGCCAUCUAGAAGGUCCACAAGAAAAUCUCCUGAAAUAUUUAAAAACAAAGAUACAGAAAUGAAAAACGCAAGUAUAACCAGAAGAAGCCAAGUUAAAUCUCCAGUUGUUGUAGAAACUAAAACAAAAGAAGAAAUCAAAAUUGAUAAGAAUUAUGAUAAAGUUGAAACUUUAGAAAUAACAUCAAUACAACCAAAUACAUCUGAAACAAUUGAUAACAAUGUAACUAAACAACCAAUACGUUCCACACGUAGACAGUUAAGAAAAGAUGAUAUCAAGGAAACUCCUACUAAAAGUGAAGAGCUAAUGGAAAAUAAAACAAAACCUACAACUACAAAAUUAGAAGAAAAAGUUCCUAAAAUUACACAGGAAACGCCUAAAGAAGCUAAACAAGAAACUCCACAAACUGAAGUCCAAACAAUAGAAAAAGAGGAACUAAAAAGUUCUGAUAUUUUAAGCAAAACAGCAGAACAAAUCCUAGAUGAAUGUACACCCGAAACAAAAUUAUCUGAUGCUGAUAUUUUGCUUUUAACCAGCCAAACACAGCCCUCAACUCCCUCGCAAGGAUCAAUAAAAACCUAUUCACGCACCUCUAGUUCAUCAGAAUCUGAAAAUGCUUCUGAACGCAGUUCUUACUCAUCGGAUCCGUCGUCGGGCACCUCUUCUUCGGGACGUUCUUAUAAAUCCGGUGACAAAUUGAGAGUUUCACUCAAACGCAUUUCAUUGCCAAAGAGUCCCUCUACCUCUUCGCAAACUUCUACUUCAGAGGAGCUUAAUUCUAACGCAAUUUCCUCGAAUGUCCUUAAAAAGAAACCUCCAUUGGCUAAACGUUCCAAAAGAUUACAAAAGAAAUUUGUAGAAAUGUUGGAAAACCAAAACGAUUCAGAAGAUUCAAAAAUUGAGCAAGUUAGUUUGUCCGAAGACGAAAACAAUUCAAAUGAAAUUAUUGCCCAGACUUUAGCAAUGAUUGAAGCUCCACAAGAAACCGCAGAAAGUUGUAUUGUAAGUGAAAAUUUAGACUCAAACUCAAAUGAUUCUAUAAACACAAAAAUAGUUAAAGGAAAUAUGGGAAAAAGGAAAUCUUUAAGAAAUCGCAAAAAUAAUAGCAAUGAGGAAAAUGAUAACGAAAGUGAUAAAUCUAAUGCUACAGACAAGGAAACUUUAGAAGACAAAGAAGUGGAAAUAAAGCAACAAUUGCAAAUCAAACUAACAGACUUAAAACAAAAGAAUUUAGGAAAGGAUAAAGAAGUAGAAGGGCAGCAGGAAAUUCCGAAAGAUAUAGAGAAGACUCUGGAAUUACAGAAGACAGCAGCAAUAGAUGAACCAAGUGAUGAAUCGAAUGAUAGCCAGCAAAUAAAGAAGUUUAAAAACGAGCAGCCUAUAAAAAAACAACCACCAAGAAAGCUUAAAAAGCAAACGUCACUAGAGGUUACAGCAACACUUCAAGAAGAAUCUACUAAGGAAAAAUUGGAAACAGAAGUAAUCUUAGAAAAUAAAGAGCAAAUGUUAGCAAAACUCUCUGGCAAAGAUAAAGCAAGUUUGAGAAAUAAGUCGACAGCCGAGGAACACACAAAUGAAACUUCUGCGACUACAAUAGAGAGAGUUGCAAGCCCCUCCACUGAGAAGUUUGAAAAACAAGAAAUACCAACAACCAGAAGCAAAACUAACAAACAAGUCACAGAAAUAAAGAAUCAAGCUGAAGAAAUUGACGAAACACAAAUAAGGGAAAUAAGCAUGACAGGAUAUUCUAAACAAUCUUCUGAAGAAAAGGUUGAAAAGGAUAAAUCAGUGGCAACAGAAACGUCUGACAGUUCAGCAUGCAUAACGAAUAAUUCAGAAAUAUCAAGGCAACCUGAAAAAACUAGUAAAAUCCCUACAACUAGAAGUAAAACUAAUAAAGAAGAUAGUAAUGUAAGUCAAGCGGAAAAUCUAGCAUCAAUUGAGCCAUCAAUUUCUUCCCAAAACUUCUCUAAAAGAAAAGCUCAACAGAAAACUGAAAUAGUCCCGGAUGUAAAUGAUACAGAAACUUCGAAAAUCGCAACUGACCCAAAUAAUUCUGACAAAGAAAAGUUGAACACAAAUAAUGAAGAGAUUUAUGAGGAGGAAGCCCAAAACUCCACCUUCAACUUAACCACUAGAAGUAAAACAAUUAAAGCAACAAUUUCAAAGAUUACAGAGGAAAAGCCAAUCGCAAACGAAGAUUUAGCGAAAUCUGAAAUAAACCAGGAAAAAUCUGUAGAAACUACCACUAAGAGAAGUAAAUCUCCUAAAGAGAAGUCAAACAAAAGCGAUGAAAUUAGCAAUAUCUCAACUACUAGAAGCAAAACUAAUAAAGAACAGAUUUCGUUAAAAGAAUCAGAGGUUCCAGCGGUAAUUAUUAAUGAAAUACCCAAACAAGAAGAGUCAAUGCAGCAACAAACUUCCUUAUCUACAAAAGAGAGAAGUAAAUCUCCUAAAGAGAAAGUUUCCUCAACUAAAGAAGAAAUAUCUGAGGAAUUACAAUUAGAAGUUACAAAAUUAACACCAAAUAGACGGAAAAAUAAUAAAGAAGACUCUUCUGUGGCAAAGGAAGAAUUAAUACAAGAGCAAUCCUCUGCCAUUACAAAAUUAAGAAGUCAAUCUCCUAAAGAUAUUAAUUUAGCAAUUAAUAAAGACAAAUCUAAGGAAACACUAGAAAAGGCUCCAAAAAUCACACCAAAUAGAAGAAAAACUUAUGAGGAAGACACUUCUGCUAUGAAAGAUGUAAUAAUGCAAACAAAAGAAAACACCCAAUCCACUACAGAAAAAAUGACUACUAGUAACGAUGAAGAAUCCUCAACUUCUCUGGAGAAAACAUCAAAAAUAACAUCAAGUAAAAAGAAAACGAAUAGAGAAAAUAUUACUGCUACAACGGAAGGCAUAAUGACAGAGAAAUCUUCUGAAACCACAAAAGAAAGAAGUAAAUCUCCUAAAGAAAAGACUAAUGAUGAACAAAUUAUAGAUUCACAGGAUAAAACUCACGCAACAACUAGAAGAAGUAACAAUAAGGAUGACGACUUAAAGCCGGAACAAUCUUGUGAAAGUUUAAAAGAACGAAGUCAAUCACCUAAAGAGGAGAUAGAUAAGACUGAUGAAGCAAAAUCUAAGGAUUUGCAUGAGAAAACUUCAAAAAUUAUAACAACUAGAAGAAGAAAUAUUAAGGAAGACACUUCGAACUCAAAAAUGGAAAUAAUGCAAGAAUUAUCUAGUGAGUCUAUAAAAGAAGGAAGUCAAUCUCCUAAAGAGAAAAUAGAUAAGACUGAUGAAGCAAUUUCCAACAAUUCACAGAAGAAAACUCCAAAAAUCGCAACAAAUAGAAAAAGGAAUGUUAAGGAAGACGCUUUAAACACAAAACAGGAAUUAACUCAAGAACUGUCUUCUGAGUCUACAAAAGAACGAAGUCUAUCUCCUAAAGUGAAGCUAACAAAGACAAUUGAAGAAAACUCUGCAGAUGGAAAAGAUAAAAAGGAGGAAACUUCUACCGAGGAGAAGCCUGCUGUCAUAGAUGAAACUAUCAUUUCAGAAAAUAAGGAGCAACAAAACUCCUUGGAAUCUAAUAAAACAACAACAGAAUGUAGUAAAACUCCUGAAGAGGAAUCUGCUGAAAAACAACUAAAACAUGAACAAAUCACCACAACUAGAAGAAGCAAAGGUAAUAAAAAAGAAGAUAUAUGUGAAAUUACUCCAACAAGAGUUAAAUCUAAAAAAUCAAACAUUUUCGCAGAAAAAGCCAACGAAUCACCUAGCGAAAAACCCAUGGCUGACGAAAUGCAUGCAGAAACUUCAAAAGCUGCCAUGGAAACUAUUGUAUCAGCUGGUACACAAGAAAGCAAAGACUUGACUCCUUCAGAAAAUCUUGAAACUAACUCUUCUACCUUCAUCAACUCUAAACUGCAUGCCGAAUCUCUUAAAUUAUCACAAACGAUAGAAGACAAAACUCACGAAAUCAUAACAAGAGAUACUUCUAAAUCACCAACUUGCUCCAAAGUUCAACAAACAUCCUUAGCUAAAAGAAAAUCUUUAAGAAAUCAAAAAGACUCAAACACCACUGAAAUAACGCCCGAAUCUACAAGUGAAACUGCACAAGAAAGCUCUUUAACACUCCAAACGCAACAGGAAACAUCAUCAAAAGAGAAGCAAGAACAUGAAGAAUCAAUUAAAAUUACAAAACGUAAAGGUAGAAAAUCGCGUUUUAAAAAUCUAUAUGGUCCUGAUAUUGAAUCGGAAACUGACAGUAAUAAUGGAAAAUGUACUCCUAUCGAAGAGAUAAUUCAGCAUAAAUUUAAGGAGCAGCCAAGUACUUCAGCAAAAGAAAACCUAGAAGAAGAGAAACAAGAGGUACCACAAGUCACAAAGGAAGCUGAUAAAGCUUCUGAAAUAGAAGUAAAUCCUUCAGAUAUCCAGUCUCAGCAAUCUGUUGCAAGUGGCAAUGAACAAUCGGCAAAUCUUUUAAGCUCUCAAAUACAAAAUGUUAGCAUUGAAACGAAUACUUUACUGGACAUUUUGCGUAGAGUACAAUCAAACACAGAAGCUGCUUUAAAAGCAUGCAAAGUUGAGUCAUCUAACCCAAAAACGGAGAUUGAUAAUAACAGCGAGACUUCAGCUAAAGUUCAAAUUGAGGAAAAUGUUAAAACAUCACAAGAUCUGUCAGAAACCUCUAAAGAAUCGAAUACAGUUCUAACAAAAGCGGAGGAAGAUUCCACAAACACACAAGAAACUAAACAUAGUUCACCCGCACGUUCUUGUACGGAGUCUCCAUUAACUCUUAAGAAAAUUAAUUUAUCACCAGCACGUUCGGAAUCGGCCUCUCCGUUGACACUUAAAAAGAUCACACAAUCACCCACACGUUCGGAUUCUUCAUCACCUUUGACCCUUAAGAAAGUAACGAGGCGUUAUGAAAGACGUAGUCGUCGUGGAGAAGAUUCAGAUCACAAAACUUUAGAGGAAACAUUUGCAGAAAUUGCAGCACAAAGUUCAAAAGCUGUAUUAGCCGCUAAAGAAUUUGAUAUAAAUGAGGAACAAAAUACAAGUGAGAAUUCACAACUCGAAUUAAAUACUUUAACAAAUACUGGUACUGAACAAAUUGAGGAAAUUUUCACAAAAAUCGAAAGUGAUCCUAAUACACAAACAGCAAGUGAUCCUCAAGUUCAAACAUUGAAUGUUGAAGAAAAUGUCGAUAAAAGAGCAGAGGAUUUGCAAAAUGUUUCACAGUUGCCGGAAGAAACAGGAAAAGUAACCGAGGUGACUGAACCAGCUGAAAUUGAGAAACCAACUGUUGAAAAUGUAGUUGAAGAAAGUACUAAAGUUACUCCUGCAAGAAGAGGCCGUAAGCCGAAAAAUCGUGCUUUGGAAGUCCCAUUGGCAAAAGAAGAUAUCGAUAUUGGAAGUCCAACAAAAGCAAAAGAAGUUAUUGAUGAAUCUCUCAAAGAAGCAGAAUGCCGAGCACAGAAACCAUCAGAUGAAAAAACACCAAAUGAGGAGGAGAAAGUUGAAAACAAAACAAUUAAAUCCAAAAAAACUAAAGCAAUUUCCAGCUUAACAACUCCUGAGUUAGCACAAACUGAAGAAACGCCUGAAAGCUUAAAAGAAGCUCAACCGCAACUUCCAGAAACUUGCGAUUUGUCCCAAAUAAACACAGACUGUUCGUUAAAACCUUGCGACGAAGCAAAUGAAUGUAAAGUUAGCAAAAAAUCCAAUAAAAAACGUGAUACUUCUAAGGGAGAAUCAAUAGCAGAAGAUUCCGCAAUUCUAGAUAACCUUCCUGCAAAAGACAAAGAAGAUGAAGUUCGAACUCCCAAACAAGCAGCGAAAAAACGUGAUACAUCUCAAACAAAAAGUGAAACCAAAACGGCUGGAAAGAAACUAACAAAGAAAACUAAAAAUGAGGAAGAGGAUGACACUUCAGUGAAAACUAAUCCUACUACUAUCACCACAACACCUCCACCCUCGAAAAGAGGACGAAAACCUAAAAACCAACAACAAGAAACACCACAAACCUCUACCGGCUCUAAGAAGAAGAACAAAAAGGAAUUGCAAGCGGAGCAAAAUGAAGAAUUAAAUGAAGACAAAAGAAAAACCAUAGAUUCUGAAAGUGAAUCACUUAACUCUUCUUUAGACAGAUCUCUAGAUGAUAAAUUGGCUAAAAAGAAACGUCAAAAGAAACUAAAAGAAGCUUUUGAAGCGGCUCUAACAGAUGAUACAGAAACCAAAAAUAAGGAAACUUUAAAAACAGAAGUCCCCAGCACUUCAAAUAUCAGCAACUUUGGUUUGACAUUGCUUAACAAUUCACCGCCGCCUGAAAGGAGAGUUUCAAAUGAUAUGCCAGCUGUAGCUAGUAAAAUUACUUGUGUCACCCCCGUGGAGGCGGAUGAAGAUCCAGAUCCUUUAAAAGAUAUUGAAAAGUUUAUAGCAGAUGGUGUUAAUCUUUUGAAAAAAGAUUACAAACUAGAUGAGGACAGUGUGGACGAUGUAAUACCGCCCAACACAACUACUACAGCCAUUGAUGUGGCAGAAGAACCGAUGAAAGAAGAAAACAAUGAAGAAAUAAAACCUGUAUUUAAUACUUUUGAAACUCCAGCUGAUACCCCCAUAAAUACACCCAGUGUUACACCACCACCCAAAAGUCCUACAUCCAUAGAAUCAUCAACACCCGAUGAAAUUUCUGGAGUCCGACGAUCACAUCGUAUUAAACUUAUAACCAAAACUCCCAAAGCAUUGGUAGGCAGAGGUUUGGUAAAGGAUAAAGAACGUUUCUCCAUUAAAGAUGAUGUGGAAACCAAAAGUCAUUACACACUAGACGAUCAUCUUACCGAUUUGGCAGAGGUGGAAGCGAAGAAUGCCAAAUUUCUUAAAGAAAUGGAAGAACGUCUUAGCAAUUUCCAAGUCAUAAAGGAAAAUGAGUAUUUGUGUGAACGUGUGAUAAGUAGAGAGGCUCGUAAAAUGAUUUGUGAUUGUUUCCUAACACACGAAGAAGAAGAACGUGGUGAAUUGGGCUGUGGCGAAGAUUGUCUCAAUCGUUUGCUUAUGAUUGAAUGCGGCGCUGAAUGUAAUGUUAAGGAACGUUGCACGAACAAACGUUUCCAGAAAUUACUCUGUUCUCCCUGUCGUGUAUUUCGUACCGAAAAGAAAGGCUUUGGCAUAAUGGCUGAUAUAGAAAUCUUGCCGGGAGAGUUUAUAAUGGAAUAUGUGGGUGAGGUUAUAGACACCGAUGAGUUUGAGAAACGUCGCAUUAUGUAUUCUCAAGAUAAAAACCGUCAUUACUACUUUAUGGCUUUAAGAAGUGAUGCCAUAAUAGAUGCCACCAUUAAGGGCAACAUAUCACGUUUUAUCAAUCACUCUUGUGAUCCCAAUGCAGAAACUCAAAAAUGGACGGUAAAUGGAGAAUUGAGAAUUGGUUUCUUUAGCCGUAAAUCUAUUAUGCCGGGGGAGGAAAUUACGUUUAAUUAUCAAUACCAAAGAUAUGGUAGAGAGGCCCAGCGUUGUUAUUGUGAGUCGGCAAAUUGUACUGGUUGGAUUGGUCAAGAACCCACUUCCGAUGAAGGCGAACAAUUAGAUGACGAUGAUGAGUAUGAAGAAUCUGAAGAAGAAGCUGAUACUUCGAAUCUUCUGGUACAAGAUGAUGAUGAAGAUAGUGAUGCUAGUGAGGCUGAUCCAGAGGAAGUGCAAAAACAAUUGGAAAUGGCAGCUGCCCAAGCAGAAGUUGAAUUGGCUCCCCUGCAAUUGCUAGAGGGAAAGGCUAAGCGCGAAGAGUCUGCACCAAAAGAAGAAGAAACUCACAAAUCCGAAAGUGAAGAAGAUUCUAAGAGCAAAUUCAAAAAACUACUCUCAAAAAUGGCCGAAAAGGUGGCAGCCAAACAAAAACAAAACAAACGUGAACAAAAGAUGCAGCGCAAAAAGAAAUCCAAGGAGUCGUCUACCGACUUAAGCAAUAAAUUAAGAUUUUUAGAAGAUCCCGACAUAGAAGAUGAGGUAGGAUUCUUAAAGGAGUGUGGCCUGAAAAAUCAAUCUGAUACUCUACGUCUAUCACGUUUAAUGGUGAGAGCUAAAUUAGUACAAACACGACUUAAUCUGCUGGAGAUAUUGCGUCAAGGUGACUUGCCCUGUAGACGUUUGUUUUUGGAUUAUCAUGGUUUACGUUUGCUGCAUGGUUGGAUGAGUGAAGAUGCUGGUAAUAUGCAAAUACGUCUUGCACUGCUACAAACUUUAGAAACUUUACCUAUUGCCAACAAAACGGUCCUAACAGAUAGUAAGGUUAUGCAAGUGGUGCGCAAUUGGUGCGGCCAAAAUAGCAACCUAUCGCCCAAUGAAGAUUCCUCUAGUAGCAAUAGUAAUUCACAAGAUGUUCCCGUGCAAGCAGCAGCAAACUUUGAAGAGGGUUCCGAUUUGGCUGAAUUGCAAAAAUUGGCAGUUAAACUUAUCACCACUUGGGAGGGACUGCCUGAAAUAUUCCGCAUACCCAAAAAGGAACGAAUAGAACAAAUGAAAGAGCAUGAACGUGAAGCCGAUCGACAAUAUGCUGCCAAUGCUGAGACGCAGGAAAAUACCAAUACCACAGCUAUCGAUCGUUAUCGUCGAGAUCGUUUUGGACGUGAUAACUCUACUACAGCUUCCAGCACUUCUGGACGUUUCGUUAAACCCAAUAAUGGCAAUCCCCAUAGAACUAACAAUACCACGCCGGAAAACAAUAAGAAUCUGUCUAAAGCUCAGAGACGUGAAAUGUUUGCCGCCAAAGUGGCCAGAGAUGAGGCUGAAAAACGUUUGGCUGAGGAAAGGCGUGAGUUUGAAACCAAAUGUCGUUUCUUUGGUUUAGAUCCAAAAAAGACGCGACAACAGGACAUACCAUUUUGUGUUAAUCCUGCUACAGGCCAAUGGUUUUCCAUCGAACGCAAACCCAUAAACACUCCGCCCAGUUAUGCGCAUGUGCAAGUGCCCGUUAAACCCAAAUCCACUGAUCCCAAUGAUUAUCAAUUGCCAGCCGUCUGCAGUACAUUACCACCCCAAUGGAAGUAUGCCAUUACACCGCAGGGUAAAAUCUAUUAUUAUCAUAUUAAAAAUCGUAUACCACAGUGGGAACCACCAACGCCAGCCCAGCUGCAGCAAUGUGAAAUGGAGGCUAGAGAUGAUGAUUCUGAAAGUGAACUUACCACCACAGCCGGUGAGGAUAGCAGUGAUGACGACGAUGAAGUACUAAUAGGCAUGGAUGCUGCUCAAUUAAAGGCCUACAUAGAUCGUAAAGUGGAGAUGCGACGCCAGAAACGUUAUCAACGUUUGGUCGUUGAAAGGUCUAUAAGUCCCCGACGUGAAGAAGAUCGCAUUUACAAUCAAAUGGAGGUGAGAAAAUACAAGGAAAAUAAGGAGAAGAUACGCAAACGAAAGGAGGAAAUACGACGUAAACGAGCUGAGGCUUUAAGGCAAACAUCCCUUAAUAUGUGUACACUAGGCAGUAUAAACGAAACAAAUCCAAAUACCCAAAAAACACAAAUUGAAAGUCCUGAAGAUCAAGGAGUUUUACCCAUACAAGACUAUUUACUAUCAUCCGAUGAAGAAGUUGAUCUUAAGGUAGAAGUCAAUAGUCCACUAAUGGAUAAAAUUGUAGAGGGCGACAAAAUUGUCGAUGAAUUAGAUGCUUUAACCACUAAGAGACAAUUGAAAAGACCACUGCCACCGCAUCGUGAUCUAAAUGAGCCCUCGACAUCUUCAUCGCCAGCCUCAACGUCGGGACUUAAUGUACUCAUAGCCCGGCAAGAAUACAAGAAACGUAAAUUGGAAAAGAAAGAAAAAAGAAAACCCAAAGAACAAGAUGCUAAAUAUCGUAAAAAUAAAGAAAAAUUCCGUUGUGAGAUAGCGGGUAUAAUCGUGCAUCAUUUAAAACCAUAUCGUAAGGAAACCUGCACAGUGGGACGUAUACAAUCUAAUGAAGAUUUCAAUCAUUUGGCACGCAAAUUAACCCAUUUCGUUAUGAUUAAGGAAUUAAAAUAUUGUGAAUCGGUGGGUCAAACUUUAGUUGUUACCGAAUCCGUUAAAAGUAAAUCACGUGAAUUUAUUAAGAAAUACAUGGCCAAGUAUACGGAUGUCUAUGUAAAACCAUCUAAUGAUCCCGAUUUUAAAGAUAUACCUUUUACUUUGUAAAUUUAUUUUUAUUUUAUUUAUCAUUUUUUUUAGAUUAAGAUAAUCUAUAUCGCAUAAUAGUAUAUAGUUGAAUAGCGUUUUAUGAAUAUAUAUUUAAAAAUUGUUGAAAAUUUUCUCAAAUAUUAAAAAAUAACAUAUAUUUUAAAAAAUUUUCAUUAGUAUGUAUGUAUGUACUUUUAUUAAUUAAUAAAUGAAGGCAAAUCUGUUUGCAGGAAAAAUAUAAGAAAU